GUGAUUUAUCGUGCCUUAAGUCCGGCUAACAAGAUUGAGGACCCCUAUAGUCCUGAGGCUCAAGAUCUCCUGAAACUCACCAACCUCCGCCUCCUUUUGUUAAAAAGACAGGAAUGUCCAUGCCAUGGUUCAGGAUUGGUAGAGAAACCUCAGAGGUUUGCCCACUAUGCUAUUUAUGACCUAAUCGUCCGGGGAAGCUGCUUUUGCAAUGGGCACGCAGAGGAAUGUGAGCUGGUCAACAGGACGGGAGUCGUGGAGAACAUGGUCCAUGGGAAGUGUGUGUGCAGGCACAACACAGCAGGAGACCACUGUGAGAAAUGUGCUCCCCUGUACAAUGAUCAGCCUUGGAAGCCAGGAGAUGGAAAAACAGGGGCCUCAAAUGAAUGCAGAAAGUGUCGCUGUCACAACCACGCCGAGAGCUGCCACUUUGACCUGAGUGUUUGGUUGGCAUCAGGAAAGCGCAGUGGGGGAGUCUGUGACAACUGCAAGCACAACACAGAGGGACAUCGGUGCCAAAGGUGCAAACCAGGGUAUUACCGAGACAGGGGGAAACCCAUGUCCUCUGCAGAGGUCUGCAAACCCUGUGCCUGCCAGCCCGUGGGUUCAGCCAACACAACGUUCAGCAGCAGCUGGAGGUGCCACCCCCGGACGGGAUUCUGCUACUGCAAACCAGGCGUGGCGGGUCCCAACUGCGACAGGUGCCUCGUGGGCUACUGGGGCUUCGGAGAAAACGGCUGUCGCCCCUGCGACUGCGCCAGAGACUGCGACCAGCACACUGGGCGCUGCUUCAACAGCUAUGACAGUGAGCCAUUCUUUAACAUCCCCAUUGGGGGACGAAUCCCUGACCUUGUCCAAACACCAACCAACGAGAGCGAAGAAGAGUGGAAAUGGAACGACCACGAGCAGGGAUUUUCUGCACUGAGGCACCCAGAAAAGUGUGUGUGCAAAGAAAAGGUGCUUGGGAGCGUCGCUGACUUCUGCCAAAUGAAAUAUGCCUAUGUGAUAAAAGCAAGAAUCCUCUCUGCUCAUGACAAAGGGACCCAUGCAGAAGUUGUUGUGAAAGUGAAGAAGGUCCUGAAAUCCGGCAAAGUGAAAAUUGCUCGGAGCAACAGAAGCAUUUACCCAGAAUCCUGGACCAACAGGGGCUGCACAUGUCCCAUUCUCAAUCCUGGUACUGACUACCUUAUAGCAGGCCAGGAGGACUCUAGGACUGGCAAACUCCUUGUAAACAUGAAUAGCCUGGUGAAGCCCUGGAAGGCCCAUUUGGGAAAACAAGUAUCAGAUAUUCUUCGAACUGGGUGCAAAUAAUUUCUGCUUCAGAAGUUACAGCGCUGGACUUUGCCCUUUAGUAACACUGCAGCGAAAGGUGUAGUUAGUUCAUGUGUUUCCACUCAACAUGCUCCUAGCUGAAGUGAUGAAAGCAGACUUGCCAUCCCUUCUCCUUUCAUAUGCUUAGACAGGAAACUCAGGACAUGACCACUUUUUUCAAAAAGUGCACAGCCUUAUAAUACAAAAUUAUUUAGUGCAUCACGCAUAGGUUACAAGUCAGUUCUUAACUUGAGCCUGAUUCCACCCAGAGAAUCAUUUUACAAGGCAAAACUAAAGAUGUGGAUGAGUGUUUCCAUACUUCAGGUCAGAGUCUGACAUUAAUAUGCGUAAACUGCUUACAUAAUGCAUUCAUUACUGGGAUGUAGUUUUCUUUAUAAGUGACCACUAAAAGGCAGCAAUUUCUUUAAGCUUUACAAGUGGCAUAAUACUAAACAAGAAUAUCAAAUAAACGUAUUUAAAAGAGCUCAGACUGAUUUAACAUCAGACUGCAAUUAUGCCAAUAUAACAGGUUGCUUUCUAGAAGACAAUAUUAUCCCUUUGCUGAACAGAAACAAACAUGAUUUAUCUUGGGACAAUUUCCUUUUCAGAUGUGUAUUUGCUAUCACCAAUGCUUAGUGCUGAGCUCUGCUGCAGAAACCACCUGGGUUCAAACUCUAUUCCAAAUCCAGCUCUUUGCUGUAGUACAUUAGUCGGUAACACCACAAAGGUUUCACAGCAAUUACCACAAAAAAAGCCUCAAUACUAGGAAGAAGUCAAAACACGUGAGGAACUAGCAGCUGCUCUAAUGUUGAGAUUGUAACACCACAAAAGUUACAAAGCAGGAGGUAAAUGGAUUGGCUGGUCCAUGUAUUAAAUGAGGUAGAUACAGUUCUCUGAGAACAACCUGCCUAUUCCAACUGUGCUCAAGACCACCGGCCUUUGAUUGCACUUAGGGCUUUCACUGCACUUCAUUUCUCUUGGUCACACUUCAGGCUAAGAUACUGAAGUUGUGCUUCCUUCCCAUUGUGCCUGAGGAUUAUUUCUCCCUCCACGGAAGUACAGGAGUGGUAACAUCUGCACUCCAGGUAAAAUUAGUUCUGUUCUGCAAAAGUAUUCUUUCUAAACCAAUUUCACCCUACCCUAUAGUAAUCAAGAGGUAGCUACUUAAAUCCUUCCCUAACACAAUAUUUUGAGGAAAUUGUAGUUUAAAGACUUGUGUCCCCUGUUGAAGGACCCACAAUGAAGUUUAAAGAUUAAAUGGAGCUGGUUGGAGCACGCUCUCUUCAAGCAAAGAAGAAAUUACAAUGAAUCAAUCUGUAUUCUUUCAGGGGAGUUACAGAGAAAAAGCAAGCCCACAUGCUACUUUUGCAUAUUUCAAUUCCAUGGCUAUAAUUUUUAAUCCUCCUAGGUAAGAGAAGAUAUGUUAAUUUAGCACUGUCUGGCACAUAGUAGAAAACCCCAAUACUAAUGAAGAAAAAUGGAAGUCCCAGCCUACAACUUAGACCACCAGUUUGUUCUCCUUAUUACUUGGAACCUGAAAAAAGAGCUUCUUUCAUUCUCUUUAUUGCUGGUUUUGGAAAUGGAUUAUAAGCAGAUAUUUACAAAAGAAAAGCCCUACUUUCUUCCCCAACAGUGUAUAAACAGUGUUUCUUCCUCCUUCCUUUUCAGGAAAUUUCCCCUCCUCCAUUGCUUUCCUUCUUUCACUUCAUUAUUUAUUAGUUGUUACCUAAAGUGGUAUCCAGCAGUGUGGCAUCUCCAACAAGCCAUUUAAUUAAUGCAAUAAAACACUUUUUAACCAAGGAACCUGGCAGAAUUUGAAAUGUCAGUUUACUGAAAUUAGCACAGCAACUGCUUUCUUUCCUGCCUCCAGAAAUUGUCUCAUAACAAAAAGACUGACUAGUUCUCUUUAAAAUAUCAAUAAAGACAUGAACAUGAAUUUUACAGUCUGUUCUCAAAGGGCCUCUCAAAAUAAAUGAAAUUCAAGUGUGUUUAGAACUAAACUAAGGAAUGUUCUUUUCAACAGAGGCCAUGUAGGGGAUCUUAUUUAAUGAUGAUGAGGAUAUCCCAUGUUGCAAACUCUUCUAUUCCACUUUUUGGGCCAGACUGGUGAUUUUGUGGGGAGGGUAAACAUCUGCACAGUUCCUCUCUGUGGAUGAAAGUUAUUUUCUGACAUGGUCAUUGACAAGCAUUACUAGCUGCUGCUAGUAGAAAUACUAACUGGAACAAGAAUAUUGAUACCCUGGUGUGUUCUCUCAGGGCCUAGGAUAACACAGUGAUUAAUGAUUACUUAGUAGUCAUUAAUCACUGUUUGCAUUUGUAUGCAAACAAGAUAGUCAUCAAUAUAUCCUAUAUUUCAGAUAUCUCAAAAGUAGGCAAUAUGUACACACUUUUCUCUAAAGCUGACUGCAAGUUGACUUUUUUAUUGCUGUCGCUACUUCUGCUAAUCAGGCAUCUCUGAGUUCACAGAGAGGAAAAAUAAAAGAACAAAGUUUCAACUUACACAGAGCUAUUAUGUGCAAUCUUUGUUCUGCAGAGCUACAGUCCAGGGAGCCUGCCUGAAAAUAAGAAUCUAAAUAGAAAUGAACCACACAGUUCAAAUUAUAACAGUUAAUGAUUACAGAAGAGAUGAGAAAGUUUAAAUUGAUCGCUAUUAGGCAUUGGAAAGGAAAAAAGUUACUUUCUGGUGUACUAGUACGUGAAGUGAAAUGAAAUGAGCAUAAAACAGUUCAAGAUGGCAACUGUCCUCCUGUAGAAGCUGUUAUGUAUUUCUCAGAACAAGCCAGCAGGUCAUACAUGGUAAAUUAAAAGAACUACCAUAGAAGGCAUGGUAUCCCUGUAUCAAAAAGGAUUGGAUCUGUGUACACCAUCCUUGUGAUCCUCCCUGUGACUUUGUGUCUUAGGUGGCACAGCAAUACAAAGAAUACUAGUGUGGGAAAAAGGAUGAAUUUGGCCAGUACAAAGUGGUUGGGCAGCUUCUUUUAAAAUGUGUGAACUGGAGCCUGUCUUUAAGGAGGCCAUAUGAACCCUCUACAGCACCCUAACAGUGCUCACAAGUAUAGCAACCACACACCAAAAAGCAGCAAUGAUCUGUCAUUUGGAAAUCUUGUGAAAGGAUGAAAUAAAAGCCUUUACUCACAAGACGAGGAGUCUGGAAAACUGAGGAAAAUUUCUUAAAAGGGCAGGUGAUAGUUUGAAGCAGCAGGACAUGUAACUGUUCAGAAAGCAGCAAACUCAGGAUUGUGGAGGUCAGUGCAGCUCUCGGUAACAGCUGUGCAGCACAUGUAUCCAUGAAUACGUGAUCCUUCUGGCAAUGUGGAUCCUUGAAGCAUCAAAGUAGUUCAUUAAAUGCUCAUUGUGAGUGCUGAGCCCUAACUCCAACAUACUGACAUAUUGCUAAUAAUGCUUCUCCAGCUUCUGCUCUGGGCAAGCAGCAAAGAAGGAGAAUGUACCUAUGCACAAGCUUUGUGCACUGCUCUUCCAAGAGGGACUCACUACUAUGAAGAGUAAGUUUUCUCUGUAGCAUUUAGCAUGUCUCAUAAUUUUUUUUCAUGCUGCUUGAUGUAAGCUUCUUUUUAAUUGAUAUAAUUCACAUGAUGUGCUCCCUCAAGUCCCCCAGACCUGGAAAAGUUAGUGUGUUCCUUGUUACGUGUUGUAGCACUUUUUAUUUUUUAAUUAAAACUUCCAAUUAAAAAUAUUCAGAUACUUAAACUGA
Molecule: messenger RNA, 5020 nt
Organism: Pipra filicauda (Wire-tailed manakin)
Lineage: Eukaryota; Metazoa; Chordata; Aves; Passeriformes; Pipridae
Product: netrin-4-like
Exons: 8
Biological process (GO): substrate adhesion-dependent cell spreading; cell migration; basement membrane assembly
Cellular component (GO): laminin trimer
Molecular function (GO): protein binding
Source: RefSeq, a predicted model, not a curated record